Molecule: messenger RNA, 4688 nt
Organism: Cinclus cinclus
Lineage: Eukaryota; Metazoa; Chordata; Aves; Passeriformes; Cinclidae
Gene: BCL9
Product: BCL9 transcription coactivator
Exons: 7
Coding region: 1-4269 (1422 amino acids)
Biological process (GO): positive regulation of transcription by RNA polymerase II; canonical Wnt signaling pathway
Cellular component (GO): beta-catenin-TCF complex
Molecular function (GO): transcription coactivator activity; beta-catenin binding
Source: RefSeq, a predicted model, not a curated record
AUGCAUUCCAGUAACCCCAAAGUGAGGAACUCCCCGUCAGGCAACACACAGAGUAGCCCCAAAUCAAAGCAGGAGGUGAUGGUCCGUCCCCCUACAGUGAUGUCCCCGUCUGGCAACCCUCAGCUGGAUUCCAAAUUUUCCAACCAAGGCAAACAAGGGGGCUCCACCAGCCAAUCCCAGCCCUCUCCCUGUGACCCCAAAAGUGGAGGUCACACCCCCAAAGUACUCCCGGGCCCGGGUGGGAGUAUGGGGCUGAAGAAUGGGGCUGGAAAUGGUGCCAAGGGGAAGGGGAAGAGAGAGAGGAGCAUUUCGGCAGACUCCUUUGAACAGAGGGAAGCUGGGACUCCUAAUGAUGACCCGGAAAUCAAAGACUGCAAUUCUGCUGAUCAUGUCAAGUCCCAGGAGUCUCAGCAUACACCACACUCCAUGACUCCUUCAAAUGCUUCAGCCCCAAGGUCUUCCACACCUUCCCAUGGUUUGACUGCCACUUUGGAGCCAGCAAGUGGGCAGAAGACUCCAUCCAAAGUGGUUUAUGUCUUUUCUACUGAGAUGGCCAACAAGGCUGCAGAAGCUGUGCUGAAGGGACAGGUGGAAACCAUCGUGUCCUUUCAUAUCCAGAACAUCUCAAACAGCAAGGCGGAACGAAACACUGUACCCUUGAACCCCCAGAUCACUGCACUUCGGACUGAACCCAAGCCCCUGCCGCAGCCCCAGCCCCCCGCUGCCCAGGACCAGAACCCUCCGCAGAACGCCAAAAUGCAGCCGACUCCACCCGUGUCGGCGCCAGUAUCCAAACCCACUGGCCCCCCAUGUCCCAUAGAUCAGGACAGUCCCAGUGUGGAAAGCAAAGUCAUGUCUGUGGGCAGCCCUGCUAACUCUACCCCAUUGCAGACAGAAGGAUUUGGGCAGAGUUCAACCCCUAAUAAUCGAGCAGUUAGCCCAGUUUCCCAAGGUAGCAAUAGCUCUGCUGCGGACCCCAAAGGUCCUCCCCAGCAGGGGUCUGGUGGAGACCCAUCCAGCUUGGGUGAGAAUCCCGAUGGACUGUCACAGGAGCAGCUGGAGCACCGAGAGCGCUCGUUGCAGACCCUGAGAGACAUCCAGCGCAUGCUCUUCCCUGAUGAAAAGGAGUUUGCGGGAGGGCAAAGUGGGGGGCCACCCCCAAAUGCUGGGGUGCUGGAUGGUCCCCAAAAGAAACCCGAAGGGCCGAUACAGGCUAUGAUGGCUCAAUCCCAAAGUUUAGGCAAAGGGUCGGGGUCUCGGACAGAUGGAGGGGCUCCCUUUGGCCCUCAAGGACACAGGGACAUGCCUUUUUCCCCAGAUGAAAUGGGGCCACCACCAAUGAACUCCCAGUCAGGAGCCAUAGGCCCAGACCACCUGGACCAUAUGACUCCUGAGCAGGUGGCCUGGCUCAAGCUGCAGCAGGAGUUUUACGAGGAGAAGAGAAGGAAGCAAGAGCAGGUGGUUGUGCAGCAAUGUUCCCUGCAGGACAUGAUGGUCCACCAGCACGGCCCUCGUGGGGUGGUCCGAGGUCCUCCCCCUCCCUACCAGAUGACCCCUGCUGAGGGCUGGGGACCCGGAGGUCCAGAGCCCUUCCCUGAAGGCAUGAACAUGUCCCACUCUCUGCCCCCCAGGGGCAUGGCCCCUCAUCCCAAUGUGCCCGGGAGCCAGAUGCGCCUGCCUGGUUUUGCAGGAAUGAUGAACCCUGACAUGGAAGGCCCCAAUAUCCCGAAUCCCGCCUCACGGCCUGGGCUUUCAGGAGUUAGUUGGCCAGAUGAUGUGCCAAAAAUCCCAGAUGGCCGAAACUUCCCUCCUGGUCAGGGUGUCUUCAGUGGCCCUGGCCGAGGGGAGCGGUUCCCCAAUCCGCAGGGCCUGCCUGAAGAGCUCUAUCAGCAACAGCUGGCUGAGAAACAGAUGGGCCUCCCGCCUGGUCUGAACAUGGAAGGCAUCCGGCCUGGCAUGGAGAUCAACAGAAUGAUGCCCUCCCAGAGACACAUGGAGCCUGGAAACAACCCCAUCUUCCCUCGCAUGCCGGUAGAAGGACCAAUGAGUCCCUCUAGGGGGGACUUCCCAAAAGGAAUACCCCCACAAAUGGCUUCUAGCAGGGAGCUGGAGUUUGGGAUGGGCCCUGGCAGCAUGAAGGGGGACAUGGGCAUGAAUGUCAGCAUGGGCUCCAACCCACCCCUGGUCCCUCAGAAGCUGAGGGAGGCAGGAGUUGGGCCAGAAGAGAUGAUGAAGCUGCGCCCUGGUGUCUCGGAGAUGCUCUCCUCUCAGCAGAAAAUGGUGCCGCUGCCGUUUGGGGAGCACCCACAGCAGGAGUAUGGCAUGGGUCCCAGGCCUUUCCUUCCCAUGUCUCAGGGCCCAGGAGUUGGUCUCCGGAAUCUCAGAGAACAGAUGGGGCCUGACCAAAGGACUAACAACCGGCUCAGCCACAUGCCGCCACUACCUCUCAAUCCCACCAGUAACCCGAAUAGCCUCAACACUGCUCCCCCUGCGCAGCGCAGCCUCGGCCGCAAGCCCUUGGAUAUCUCUGCAGCUGGUCAGGUGCAUUCGCCAGGAAUCAACCCCCUGAAGUCACCCACGAUGCGCCAAGUCCAGUCUCCCAUGAUGGGAUCUCCCUCGGGGAACCUCAAGUCCCCUCAGACGCCCUCCCAGCUGGCAGGAAUGCUCGCGGGCCCCACUGCCGCAGCUGCUGCUGCCUCCAUUAAAUCCCCUCCUGUCUUGGGGUCUGCUGCUGCUUCUCCUGUCCACCUCAAGUCUCCGUCUCUCCCUGCACCUUCUCCUGGAUGGACUUCAUCUCCAAAGCCUCCUUUGCAGAGCCCUGGGAUUCCCCCGAACCAUAAGGCGUCUCUAACCAUGUCUUCUCCAGCCAUGCUGGGGAAUGUGGAGUCGGGUGGUCCACCUCCGUCGACAGUCAGCCAGUCUGCUCCUGUGACUCUCCCUGGAAAUCUUCCUUCUAGCAGCCCUUACACAAUGCCUCCAGAGCCAACCCUCUCCCAGAAUCCCCUCUCCAUUAUGAUGUCCAGGAUGUCCAAAUUUGCCAUGCCCAGCUCUACACCGCUCUAUCAUGAUGCUAUCAAAACUGUGGCCAGCUCGGAUGAUGACUCCCCUCCAGCACGCUCCCCAAACUUGCCACCUAUGAACAGUGUACCAGGAAUGGGCAUUAAUUCUCAGAAUCCUCGAAUUUCAGGUCCAAACCCAGUGGGUCCAAUGCCAACCCUUAGCCCAAUGGGAAUGACCCAGCCUCUUUCCCAUAACAACCAGAUGCCCUCUCCAAAUGCUAUGGGACCCAAUAUACCUCCUCACGGGGUCCCCGUGGGACCCGGCCUGAUGUCACACAACCCAAUGAUGGGGCAUGGUUCCCAGGAGUCUCCAAUGGUACCUCAAGGACGCCUGGGCUUCCCGCAGGGGUUCCCUCCCGUACAGUCCCCUCCACAGCAGGUGCCAUUUCCACACAAUGGGCCCAGCGGUGGACAAGGCAACUUCCCAGCGGGAAUGGGCUUCCAUGGAGAAGGACCUCUGGGACGUCCUGCCAACCUGCCCCAAAGUUCGACAGAUCCAGCACUUUGCAAGACUGGAGGCCCUGGCGGUCCAGACUCCUUCACUGUUCUUGGAAACAACAUGCCUUCGGUUUUCACUGAUCCAGAGCUGCAGGAGGUGAUCCGUCCUGGAGCCACGGGAAUACCCGAGUUUGACCUGUCCAGGAUUAUCCCGUCGGAGAAGCCCAGCCAGACACUACAGUAUUUCCCUCGUGGGGAGGUGCCGGGCCGCAAGCAGCCGCAGGGUCCCGGGCCUGGCUUCUCCCACAUGCAGGGGAUGAUAGGAGAGCAGACCCCGAGGAUGGGACUAACAUUGCCCGGCAUGGGUGGCCCUGGGCCGGUGGGAACUCCGGAUAUCCCCCUUGGCACGGCUCCGUCCAUGCCCGGUCACAACCCGAUGAGGCCGCCGGCCUUCUUGCAGCAGGGCAUGAUGGGGCCGCACCACCGCAUGAUGUCACCAGCACAGCCCGCCAUGCCCGGCCAGCCCGCCCUCAUGAGCAACCCCGUGGCCGCCGUGGGCAUGAUCCCGGGCAAGGACCGAGCCCCCGCCGGGCUGUACAGCCACCCGGGCCCCGUGGGGUCACCUGGGAUGAUGAUGUCAAUGCAGGGCAUGAUGGGACCCCAACAAAACAUCAUGAUUCCCCCCCAGAUGAGGCCCCGAGGUAUGGCUGCUGAUGUUGGCAUGGGAGGAUUUAGCCAAGGCCCUGGAAACCCAGGGAACAUGAUGUUUUAAGCUGCUACCGUAAGACUGGAUGUUCUGAUCCUUGUCAAGAUGAGAUUCUGAGUCCUGAGGGCUUUUUUGGGAGCUUCAGGAGUAAGUUUGGCCAUGCAAUAGGUGAAAAGAGACCAGAGGACGCUUUGGGAAAUCUCGAAUGUAUGGAAUUACCUGAAAAAAAAAUAUUCAUUUUAACAGGUUGUUUUUUUUUUAAGAUUUAUUUUUUAAAAAUUAUUUUUGUGGACUUGGGUAUCCCGUGACGGCACCUGCUUUGAGAAUCUGUAGCUGUAUUUUGAGAAUUGCCAUUUGUCACAAGUUGCACCAUUCUCUGUAUGUUUACGUCCUUCGGACUGGCUUCUCCCAGGACUCUCGGUUAUUUUUGGGGUUUUUUGUGUACUGUACUAUAUUGUAAAAGGGAUUUUAGCAGAGACUUUAGU